AUGAAACAAAAUGAUCAAAGUGGUAAAAAUCACCCAAAAAGGUCUAAGAAGGACAAAUUUAAAUUAUAUAAGCCUAAGAAGAAAAAAAGUAGAGAAGAAGAUUCUGCUAUUCAAUAUUUGCAGGGACAAUACGAUAAAAUAACCCCAGAUACGAUUAAAACAUUCAAAGACUUUCCUUUGUCACAAAAAACAUUAAAAGGAUUAAAGGAUAAUAAUUUUAUAACACCAACAGAAAUACAGAGGCAAGCGAUAGGUUAUGCCUUGCAAGGCAAAGAUAUAUUAGGGGCUGCUAAAACAGAUACUGAUGCCUAUGCGAGAUCAUUAGGUUUAAUAGUUCCUCCAAGAAUAAGAUUCUUGCAUAAGUACCAAAAUAAUAAAAAGGAAAAAUCUGAGGAUGUAGCAAAAGUUGAAGUUCUUGAAAGGUUAAAAGCCAAGGCUGAAGAAGAUAAUGGAAUAGAUGAAAGUACAUCUGAAGAUGAAGAAAUUGUACCACAGAACACUAUAACCAAGAAAGUAAUUAAAGAACUGCCUAAAUUUAACUUUCAUAAUAAUGCUGAUAGUGAAGAAGAUGAAUUCCUUCAAGUUAAACAAAGUAAUGUUGAAAUCAAUGAACCAUUAGAAGAAGACGAAAAUACCAUGUCAAAAAAGAAAAAGAAACCAUUAACAAAAGCUGCUGUUGCUAAAAAGUUAUUAAAGAAGAAGAUCAAAGUAAACACACAAUUAAAGUUCACAGAAGAUGGAGACCCAAUAGAAAAUGAAAAGAAAGAUGUGAAAUCUGAAAUAGCCAAACAAUUUAUAAAUGAGGAUGUUGGUGGUAUUGAUAUAGAAAAGGCAAAGGAAGUUCUGCGUGAAGAAGAUAAAUUUGAUAAGAUAAGAUUCAGGGAGAAAGUUAAGGCUAAACAUAAGGAGCAAAAACGUAAACUUAAAAACAAAAAGAAGGAAGAAGCAGAGGAAAAAGAUGAAUUUGGAUCCCAGUCUGAAUCUGACGGCCCAGAUUUGUCGUGGUUACCAGAUCCUGAUAAAGUGUAUGGAAAGAAGGAAAGUGGAAGUGAGGCUGAAGAUCAAUCUGGUAACGAGCAAAACAGUAUGUCAGAAGAUGAAGGAGCAGAAAUAUAUCACAGGCCUUUGAAACAUAAACUGGUUGAAAACAGAGGUAUUCCUCAAGAGUCUGUGGCGCCACGGAAGAAAAAGAAGUUAACGGACAUAUCUGCAUCCCUAUCAAUACAAGAAGCUGAAACACUUGCAAUGCAGUUACUGCAACCAAAG
Messenger RNA from Iphiclides podalirius (scarce swallowtail), 1266 nucleotides. The record is from the annotation of a GenBank genome assembly. NCBI's taxonomy places the organism in Eukaryota, Metazoa, Arthropoda, Insecta, Lepidoptera, Papilionidae.